AAUUUACAAAGCUUUCAAAGAGCACUUGAAAGCAACGUGUGACGCCACUGCAACAUCCGGGACAUUCAGCUGUUUCACAUGCCUGUGAGGACUUUCCUGCAUGUGAAGUAGUUUUGGCAGCUCCAAAGCUUCAAACUACACAUUUCAGGAGAAGAUAUGGCGCUGAUGGGCGUUCAGCUGGUGGUCAGCUUGCUGGCCGCCAGCGUUAUGCAGAGGAUGGCUCCCCAUUGCUCGUUUGCCCGCUGGCUCCUCUGCAAUGGCAGUUUGUUCCGAUUCAAACACCCAUCAGAAGGAGAGCUGUGCGCCCUGGCCGGAAAGCAAGUGCCCAAACAAAACCGGAGGGACAGGAGACAGAAUGGGGAGAACAAGCCUCUCACAGUGCCCAAAGACAUCGACCUUCACCUUGAAAAAGCUCCAGUCAGCGUCAUUGACGCUCUUGUUCUACGUUUCUUCCUGGAGUACCAGUGGCUGGUAGAUUUUGCAGUAUAUGCAACUGGUGUCUUCUUGUUCACUGAGUGUUACUACAGUGUGGUGGAUGCCAGCAAAGAGGUCAACAUUGGAGCAAUCUGGUGUGUUCUGACUGUUCUCUUCAGUCUAAAGACCCUUCACACUCUGAUGAGCCACUACUUCCGCUCUGAAGAGGGAGGUGAGCGCUCCGUGUGCCUCGCCUUUGGCUUUCUGUCUUUGCUCAUAGCCAUGCUCGUGCUGGUGGUCAGGGAGGACUACCUGGAGUUCGGCCUGGAGUCUGGCUUUGCCAGUCUUUUUGAUAAUUUGGAAGUUUUUGCCAGACAGCAGGGCUACGCUGACUGGUCAAUCCCGGUGACUAAGCUGACGGUGAAGCUUGGUCUGGCAGCCGUCUGUGCAUACAUUGGGGCCCUGUUGGCCUUCCCUGGGUUGCGACUGGCUCAGACUCAUCUUGAUGCUGUUCAGAUGAAUUCUGGCCGCCCACACAUCCAGAUUCUGCUACACAUGAGUUUUUUGUCUCCAGUUAUUGUGUUGGUUCUUUGGGUGAAACCGAUUGCACGAGACUUUCUGGCCAAUGCUCCCAUGGGAAAGACAUCUGUCACAAUAGUCCCCAGUGCAGCAUUUGACAGCAUGCGUCUAUGGAUUAUAGUGGUGCUGAGUGUGCUGCGUCUGGCGCUGACUCGCUACCACCUGCAGGCCUACCUCAACCUGGCUCAGAAGUGGGUGGAGCAGAUGAAGAAGGAAGCAGGACGAAUCGCUGCCAUUGACAUUCAGAGGAAGGUAACACGUGUGUUCUGCUACCUGACCGUCGUCACACUCCAGUAUCUUGUUCCUAUUUUGCUCAUCCUCUUCUCUACGCUGGCGCUCAAGGCACUAGGGGACUUUACGUGGGGCACAGGUGCGGAGGAUACACCUGGGGUGACGCCAGCGUUGGUGAUGCCCACAGCAGCACCUGUGUCACCCAGCAGUGUUGAUGAUGAUGAAGAGGGAGUGGAGGACAUGGAGGAAAACAUUCAAGCUACAGUAGCUCACCUGACGGCGACCUUCACAGCGCUGAGGUCCGUCCUCACUCCACUUUUCUUCCGAGGCUUCUUCGCCUUCCUCACCUGGUGGGUGGCUGCCUGCCAGGUCAUCAGCUCCCUGUUCGGCAUCUACUUCCAUCAGUACCUUAUGCAAAACUGAGGAACCGAAAAAUCGUGAAACAUCUUCAGCCAUUGUUUUGCUGUGAUUCCUGCAAAGGGGACAUUUCACAGAUAACAGAAAUGCUGACAGAAUCAACUUGCAGAAUUGAAACUUGAUGGGAACAGUAUGUCUGAGAAAGCAACUGUGUCACCCUGAAAACAGGCAGGCUGUCAAUAGAAAAUGCAGAGGGAGAACUGGGACCUGUAUCACAGAGCAAGUUCAGAUUAGUCUGCCUUGCUUUGGUUUACCUGGACAGUGAGACAAGUAUCAGUGUUUAAUCAGAUACGAACUGAUGCAACUUGUACACAACACUAAAAGAACCAGAACUCCCAAUACGACCCACACGAAAUGGACUGUAGGUCCACAGUCCAUUAGGUCCUCAUUGAGGUGUAACAUAAUAUCUGUUAUUACAAGUAGAAAAGUGAGAACCUACAGAAAUUAGAAUUUCCAUAUUUUCAAAGUGAAACAAAAAAAAAAUACCUCAGACUUUUAAAAUGUUCUUUUUAAUAAUGUUCAGUAGUUUUUUCCUCUUACUGCAGGGAAAUCAUUAUUAAACUAUCACACACUAUUAAAGCAGGUACACAAAGGUAAAUAAAUGUAAGCAUUUAUUUUAUUUAUUUAUAGCUUACAGAUGCAAUCAAGAAGUGUGACACUGUGCAUUUACCAAGGAGCUAUAUCAGACUUUCAUUAUAUGAUAGCGACAGACCGUCGCAGACGCAUUUCUUUCCUUUCUCUCGUUGUCAACAAAGUGAUUCUGCUUCGCUAUGAAGUUGUUUUGUUUGUUUUGCGCUUUGAUUUGCCAUUGUGUUGUGUAGACAUAUUACAUUUUGUUACCAUGGUGAUCCACCCCAGUUGAUGGUGAGCCAGAGCUCUGAGAAACUUCGAGUUAACGCUGGGAGUGUCCACCUACUGUAAUCCACUCAUCCGGCUUUGUGAUCUGCUUCUAUGACUAAUGUUCUAUGCCAGUGUUAACCAAAAGUUUCUUAAUGAAACAUUAAAAUGCUGCAUUUCACAUAUUUUGUACAAGGGAGCGUAUUAGUGCUUAACCCUGUGUAGAUCAGCCUUUUUAUUUUUGUGGGGGAUUAAGUUAAUUCAGACCCAGCCUGAGUUUUACUGCAGUUCGAGGCUGAUGCUUUAUCUAGAGUCUCUUCCCUAUUUCACCAGGUGCCUGGGAGCUCAGGAGUUUUGAAAAUCUCCCUCUUUUCCAAGCGUUAUAAAAUGAGCUAAAAUUAAUUCAAAACUCUUAUGAGUUAUAAUCACUGUUCAGUAAUGUAUGUGAGACAACGCCCUGGGUUAAUUCAUUGAUUUAUUUAUGAUAAGCAUUUGUUAAUUAGAAGUGUUUCUGUUCUGUUUGCUUUUAAGUGUGUGUGUGUGUGUGUGCGUGCGUGUGCGUGUUUGUGUAUGAAUUCUGAACGGAUUAUACUGUGAAGUUUAUGAGAUUCGAAUGCAUGUUGUGCAAACUUCUGGCUGUAGCUGGAAUGUUGUGUGUGGCUUAAUAAAAGCAUCAUCUUGGCA
Betta splendens (Siamese fighting fish) is the source of this 3162-nucleotide messenger RNA. RefSeq names its product transmembrane protein 161A (gene tmem161a). The transcript has 11 exons. NCBI's taxonomy places the organism in Eukaryota, Metazoa, Chordata, Actinopteri, Anabantiformes, Osphronemidae. Bases 157 to 1647 code for a protein of 496 amino acids. The record is from RefSeq and is a predicted model, not a curated record.